AGUAACAUCAAAUGAAAUCCAUCUCUGGAAUUAUUUUUCAACACUUUCCACCAGUGGGCAAGGAUGGGGAAAUUGGAUCUAUAUCUCUGAACCUCUACUGCGGUCGCCUUCUUGGAAUACCAUUUUCUACAAUCAGUUGGGGUCGUUUUGCAACAUUGGCCUUCCGGUUUUAUUCUCUGGCAAUCCUGAGCACGAUUUCAAUCCUCUACACUUACUGUGAAGUGCUAGAUAUGAUGGAUGCGUACCAGGACAUGGACGCCCUGACGCAAAAUAUUUCAUUAUCUUUCACACAUAUUGGCGGAGUCUUGAAGGGAAUCAACGUCCUUUAUCACCUUCCGGAGAUCAUGGAAAUAGUAAAUAUUCUGAAGGACACUUUUCGCAAAUAUACAAUUUCUGAUAAGCAGAGAUUCUGUUCUUUUCAGCGUAAAAUAUUGACAUCCUCUGAAAAAUUUAAUACGUACAUAUUUUUGGGAUACAUGUCCGCUGUCUCUUUCACCGCAUUUGCAGGGGCAUUUGUUGUUAUUGCGAAUCCAAGUAUUGCUGGAAGCUCCUUUCCUUACCGUUCAAAAUUACCUAAGUACCUUCCUCUUUCUGUAAGAGUUUGCUACCAUGCUACAAGUGCCUUGGUCAUUGCUGUGCAAGUUGUUAUUUUGGACUCGCUCAAUAUUAAUUUCAUUAAUCAAAUACGAUGUCAACUAAGAGUUUUGAAUCUCAAUGUGGAAAACCUCAAAGAUGGAAAAGUUUCGAAUCCUAAACGACUUCUCAGCAGAUGCGUUCAACAUCAUCAAAUUAUAAUGGAUUUAAGGAACCGCAUCGAGCGCAUCUUCAGCUACCAAUUAUUGAUUCAGUUCUUCACUUCAUUAUUGAUCUUUGCGUUAACCGGAUUUCAAGCCACAACGGCCAGACUCUCCGAUGGGAUGAUCAUCUUAUACAUGUACUUAGGGUGCAUCUUCUCGGAGUUGUUUAUUUAUUGCUUCUUCGCCAAUCAGGUUAUGGAUCAGAAUCAGUUGCUGGCCAUAACAGGAUACGACUCCGCUUGGUAUACUUUUGGCACAAAGUAUACAAAAGAUUUGAUAUUCUUCUUGCUGAGGGCGCAAAAGCCAGUAACUUUCAGCGUAGGAGGCUUCUUUGAUUUAUCCUUAAAUACAUUCACGGGGAUUCUCGGGAAAUCGUACUCCUUCAUUGCAUUGUUGAGACAAGUUUAUUCUGAGUAACAUUUCACAAUUCAAUCAACUUUUAAUAUUGCAAGGAAUGACUUUUUUUUAAUAGCAAAUGCUUUUUAUUGUAGUUUUAUUUCCACCAUUGAACGGAUUCAAUUUUACCACUCACUUAUUGUAAUUUUGUUGUAAUAAAAGAGCUUAACAUUAUUGCUGUUAUAGCGAUUACAUUAUUGUUGCACUUAGUAUAGUCAAAUAAAUAAAACUUUAUACAAAAGUUGCAUAAA
Molecule: messenger RNA, 1444 nt
Organism: Hermetia illucens (black soldier fly)
Lineage: Eukaryota; Metazoa; Arthropoda; Insecta; Diptera; Stratiomyidae
Product: putative odorant receptor 92a
Exons: 7
Coding region: 12-1214 (400 amino acids)
Biological process (GO): sensory perception of smell; detection of chemical stimulus involved in sensory perception of smell
Cellular component (GO): plasma membrane
Molecular function (GO): odorant binding; olfactory receptor activity
Source: RefSeq, a predicted model, not a curated record